AUGGGCUCGGCCUACCAGUUCCACAGCUGGAGAGUGUUUGUGGUGGUGUGCGCUCUGCCGUGCGUCUCUGCGGUCGUAGCUCUCACUUUUAUGCCCGAGAGCCCACGCUUCUACCUGGAGGUUGGAAAGCAUGACGAGGCGUGGAUGGUGCUGAAACAGAUCCACGACACCAACAUGCGUGCACGAGGCGAGCCCGAGAGAGUGUUCACAGUGAAUAGGAUAAAAAUCCCCAAACAUCAGGACGACCUGGUAGAGAUGCAGACGGAGUCGACAAACCCGGUGCUCAAAGUCCUGCUCAAGGUCCCCUCAGAGCUCAAAGGGAUCUGGACAACCUUUCUGAAAUGCUUUAAUCCUCCAGUCAAAGAUAACACCAUCAAAUUAGCUGCUGUUUGGUUCACCUUGUCCUUUGGGUAUUACGGUCUGUCUGUGUGGUUCCCGGACGUUAUCAAACACCUCCAAGCCGACGAAUACGCCUCCAGAGUGAAGAUCCACAACAACGAACGCAUCGAAGACAUUACAUUCAACUUCACCCUCGAGAACCAGAUCCACCGGAAUGGACUGUUCCUAAACGACAGGUUCAUUGCGAUGAAGUUCAAAGCCGUCACGUUUAUUGACUCGUCUUUUAUCAACUGUUACUUUGAAGAUGUGUCCUCUGUGGGCUCCUCCUUUAAGAACUGCACCUUUGUCGACUCUUUUUUCUACAACACAGAUAUUGAUGACUCUAAGUUGAUAAAGUCGCGAGUGAUCAACAGUUCUUUCCAUCACAACAAGACCGGUUGCCAGGUGACGUUUGACGAUGACUACAGCGCCUACUGGGUCUAUUUUGUGAACUUUUUGGGCACAUUGGCCGUGCUGCCUGGAAACAUCGUCUCUGCUCUCCUCAUGGAUAAAAUAGGACGCCUCAGCAUGUUAGGAGGCUCCAUGGUGCUCUCAGGCAUCAGCUGCUUCUUCCUCUGGUUCGGCACCAGCGAGUCCAUGAUGAUCUUCAUGUUGUGUCUCUAUAACGGUUUGAGCAUUUCUGCCUGGAACUCUCUGGACGUGAUCACUACCGAGCUGUAUCCCACCGACAGAAGGGGAACAGGCUUCGGCUUCUGUAACGCCAUGUGUAAACUGGCCGCGGUUCUGGGUAACCUGAUCUUUGGUUCCCUGGUGGGCAUCACUAAAGCCAUCCCCAUCCUGCUGGCCUCCGCGGUGCUGGUGGGCGGCGGCCUGAUCGGACUGCGGCUUCCAGACACUCGCUUCAACGUCCUCAUGUGA
This is a messenger RNA of Knipowitschia caucasica, 1257 nucleotides long. NCBI's taxonomy places the organism in Eukaryota, Metazoa, Chordata, Actinopteri, Gobiiformes, Gobiidae. The record is from the annotation of a GenBank genome assembly.